AUGCGCGAAGAGUUGAACUCGGUGUACAAGACUGGGAAUGUGGAGAAAAACAUUGCGUUUCCCACUUGUGUGUCUAUAAAUAACUGUGUAGGUAACUACUCCUCGCUUCCGGACGACCCCUUUGCGCUCUCAGCUGGCGAUGUAGUGAAGAUUGAAAUGGCAGCACAUAUUGGCGGCAAUGUCGCCACAGUCUGUCACACGCAUGUGGUCCCAUCCGAUGGUAAAACGCCAUUGCAGGGCAGAGCUGCGGACACUAUCUGUGCCGCGUACUACGCCAGCGAAACGGCACUCAGAAUGAUCAAGCCCGGAGCGUCGAUUUAUCAGGUGGAUAUUGCCAUGACCACAGGCCAGGGUAAAACCAAAGAUCUUGAUGUAAAGCCCAGUGUAUACCGACGCAACCGAGAUCGUGUAUACCAAUUGAAGCUUAAGGGGUCCCGCGCACUGUUCGGGCAAAUACUCAAGACAAAUCCGGAUUGCGCGUUUUCUAUCAGAGACUACGUACAAUGGGAUCCGAGACACACUGCGAUGGGUCUACCCGAGUGUCUGAAGUCUGAGCUACUGUUAGCUUACCCAGUUCGAUUCGAACCCAAGACGGAGAUUGUGGCUCGCUAUAGGUUCACCAUGUUACUGCUACCCUCCGGACCCGUGCGAAUUACUGGUGCUGGAGUGGUUCCUUAUGUUCAGUCGGAGUUCUCAAUCGAUAACGCGGACCUUAACGCGUUAUUGGAGACGGCGGUGAAUGACAAGUCUGACACGACCGCUAAAAAAGCAAAGAAGGGAACGAAGUCUAAAAAUAACUUUGCCACAGAACCCCAAGAUGUGAAUAUGGCUAUGUGA
Molecule: messenger RNA, 837 nt
Organism: Sphaeroforma arctica JP610
Lineage: Eukaryota; Ichthyosporea; Ichthyophonida
Exons: 5
Coding region: 1-837 (278 amino acids)
Source: RefSeq, a predicted model, not a curated record